Sphenostylis stenocarpa is the source of this 972-nucleotide messenger RNA. The record is from the annotation of a GenBank genome assembly. NCBI's taxonomy places the organism in Eukaryota, Viridiplantae, Streptophyta, Magnoliopsida, Fabales, Fabaceae.
AUGGCUACCCUCUUGAGAAGGUUUGCGAGAGCCACUCCGAUCGCGUUCGCCGCCCAAUCCAACUCCUCUCAUUCCAAUCUCCGCCUUCCCUUCACUGCUAUCGCCGCCAUUUCCGGCGGACUCUCCUUCCUUUACUACCAUUCCUCUCCCAUCCUCGUUCAUUCACAACAAACAGAACAGGAGGAACGUAGAAAUAUCGCGCUCAAUCCGGAUAAAUGGAUCGAGUUUAAGUUGCAGGACACUGCCAGGGUUAGUCACAAUACGCAGCUAUUCAGGUUUACGUUUGAUCCCGCUCAGAAAUUGGGUCUGGAUAUUGCUUCUUGCAUCCUUACAAGGGCUCCAUUGGGAGAAGAUGCUGAAGGAAAACCAAAAUUUGUCGUACGCCCGUAUACUCCUAUUUCAGAUCCAGAAUCAAAAGGAUAUUUUGAUUUGCUAAUCAAGGUGUAUCCUGAAGGGAAAAUGAGCCAGCAUUUUGCAAGCUUAAAGCCAGGAGAUGUUGUUGAAGUGAAAGGGCCCAUUGAAAAACUCAGAUAUACUCCUAAUAUGAAGAAGCACAUUGGCAUGAUUGCUGGAGGCACGGGAAUUACUCCUAUGCUUCAGGUGAUUGAAGCCAUAUUGAAGAAUCCUGAUGACAAAACCCAGAUAUCAUUACUUUAUGCUAAUAUCUCCCCAGAUGACAUUCUGCUUAAACAAAAGCUUGACAUUCUAGCAACAAGCCACCCAAACUUAAAGAUAUUCUACACAGUAGAUAAUCCUACAAAAAAUUGGAGAGGAGGUUCAGGUUACAUAUCAAAGGAUAUGGUUGUGAAAGGCUUGCCUCCUCCUAGUGAUGAUACUCUUAUACUGGUGUGUGGACCCCCUGGGAUGACGAAACAAAUAUCUGGAGAAAAGGCCAAGGACUGGACGCAAGGAGAGGUUUCUGGCAUCCUAAAAGAGGCCGGAUACACUGAACAAAUGGUUUACAAAUUCUGA